Molecule: messenger RNA, 476 nt
Organism: Pisolithus orientalis
Lineage: Eukaryota; Fungi; Basidiomycota; Agaricomycetes; Boletales; Pisolithaceae
Exons: 2
Coding region: 29-310 (93 amino acids)
Source: RefSeq, a predicted model, not a curated record
CAUCAUUGCGAGGCUCAUUGUGGUACCUAUGACCUAUUGCAAGACGACUAUGGCGUUCUUACACUUUAUUCAGGACGCCGAUGACAUAAUUGCAUGGGCAAUAGCGUUGGACUUCAUCGCUGGAAAACUAUACGCCAGCUCGUUUCUAGCAUCGUCGAAUACUCGGCAGCAUCUUCGAUCCCGGGGUUCCGAGUCACAUGAACCCGUCAAUGUUGUUCAUUUUGCGAAACCGCCAAAGCUUCUGGAGAAUGGAGGGAGUUCAAAAGAUGGAGAAAGGCAUUCAGCAUCGCGAAGAGAGGGAGAGGUGUGAUUCUGGUAGUUUCAUCCUGCAUUCACUAUCAUAUUUCGGGUAUGACUGGAUAUAUGUUCCAGAAGCCUUCUGGGCACUCUGGACACUUCGCUAUAAGUGUAUUAGUAGACAAUCGUGUAUACAGGUAAUUUAUAGCUCCCCGAGGAUCUGGGACCAUACAUCACGG